AUGCCGGAGCGGGUGCGUCAUCGGUACACCGGGUACAUGAGUGCGACUUCCCUGGAGGAGGUUGGAUAUAUGGGUCUCUGUGAUGCGGAGCCUGUUCCGGGUGAAUGUGGUGAUUACUAUGGUGGGAGGUAUUAUGGGUAUGUUGAGGCAUACUGUGAGUUGGAUGCUUUUCAGAUGGGAUUGAAGGAGCUUGAACAUGAUGGGGAUUGUUGUGCGAAGGCCGAGGUUAGCGGCGUGUCGAUCCCUGACGCGGGGCAGUACACGUAUUACGGUUAUAUGUAUGCGAGUUCGGAGGAAGAGGUUGUGAAUAGGGGCCUGAAGGAUGUCCUACUUGUUCCUGGGUUUGAUAUUAAGUAUUCUGGGAAUUUGCAGGCGGGUUCUGAGGAGGAGGCUAAGGCUAUGGGACUUUUUGAGCCUUCACGUAUGAAGUGA
This is a messenger RNA of Penicillium mononematosum, 432 nucleotides long. RefSeq lists its product as uncharacterized. The coding region runs from base 1 to 432 and encodes 143 amino acids. NCBI's taxonomy places the organism in Eukaryota, Fungi, Ascomycota, Eurotiomycetes, Eurotiales, Aspergillaceae. The transcript has a single exon. The record is from RefSeq and is a predicted model, not a curated record.